This is a messenger RNA of Achroia grisella, 2020 nucleotides long. RefSeq names its product zinc finger protein 26-like. Gene Ontology annotation, molecular function: DNA-binding transcription factor activity, RNA polymerase II-specific; RNA polymerase II transcription regulatory region sequence-specific DNA binding. The transcript has a single exon. Gene Ontology annotation, cellular component: nucleus. The record is from RefSeq and is a predicted model, not a curated record. Gene Ontology annotation, biological process: regulation of transcription by RNA polymerase II. The coding region runs from base 257 to 820 and encodes 187 amino acids. Lineage: Eukaryota; Metazoa; Arthropoda; Insecta; Lepidoptera; Pyralidae.
UGAACUUGUCACUUCAGUAACCAAUAAUACUCAUCGUUAUUUCUAAUAAUCUAAUUAAAAUUAUAUUAAUUUUAGCACAAUCUAUCCGUUUUUCUAGUACAUAAAACAAACAAGCUAAUAAGUGAUUAUUUAAUGGUGCAACACGUCAAAAUUUAGUUCAAUCACAUGUACACAAUAUCCAUUUGUCUACGUGUUUAGUACAAUAUUGAAUAACUGUAAGUGGAUUCAUCAGGUAUAAGGAUAAUAAGGCUCAAUUAUGAAUAAGAAACCCAUUAGAAUGGGUCCGAAAAUAAGAAUAACACGGCCUGUAAAUCGCGUAAGGAAACUAGAAGAAGGCAUUAUAUCAGCGCCUAGAGUUGUGGACGAACGCAGCUAUAUAUACACCUGCCAGUAUUGUGGUCUAAAAUUCUCGCAAAACAGUCAUUUUUUCCGUCACAUGACCUCCAAUCAUGAGAAUCAGCAGCGCCAAGCUACUUUUCAAUGCAACGAAUGUCAAUUAGUCUUCACAAAGAAAGCUAAACUCGAUACUCACUGCCAAACUCAACAUCAGACCAAAAGCAAAUCUAGAUGCGAGAUGUGUUCCAUAACUUUCAAAUCGCGGUAUUGUCUACGGAGACAUUUAAAAAUAAAACAGUUGAUGCAAGAGAACUCCUGUCUAAAAUGCCAAAAAAAGUUUUUAUGCAAAGAACAGUUAACCAAGCACAUAGAGAACAAGCAUACAUUUAAAAAUAUAAUGUUUCAAUGUGAUUUGUGUUCAUUGAAGUUUAAAGUUAAGGGAUCAUUGGUGACUCAUUUGAAUCGAAUACACAAGAAGUUAUGAUAGUGUUGUAUAGUUUUUUUUUAUACAUUUUUAGAUAAUAUCUGUUUCUUUUUCUCGAAUAAAUGUUUACACUGUUACAAUUUUACACUUUAUGUAAAUGGAAUAUGUAUAAUUAUAUUAUUUAUGAGCUGGAUUCUAUCACCUUGAUAGCUCAAAUACAAAGCUACUUGUAAACUCAUUCCAUAGCUAGUCAUAGUAUUCAUGAUAUUAAACAACUUUGCCAAGAAGUAAAUAGUAAAUUAAAAAAAAAACAACUAAGUUACAUGAUCAACUUAGUAAAAAAAUGUUUAAAUAUAUUUUCAUAAAUCUACUUUGUUUGUUGGUAAAGAUUUAGUUAUAUGAGUAUUCCUACUUGUCCAUUGCCCUGGUAUACCAUUUACCAUUAAAGUCGUAAUAUAUAUUUAUAACAUUCUCUUUGUGUAAUGUUUACAAUUGAUAAAAUAUAUUUGUAAUAACUUUGUAAAAGUUACAUUACUGUACAUAUUUAUAUAAGUUAAUUUAUUUAUUAGCUAAUAUUGUGUAGUACACCGGACUAUAUGCAACAUAACCUGUAAAUAUACAAGAAAAAUACUUUAAAAUGACAAUAAUCUGGAAUCUUUUUUUUUAUAUGGCAUCUUAAAAACAGUGUAUUUUAUUUUCUAUAAACUUUACAGUCAGACUUUUUAUUAAUUAAUUAAUAUUCAGGAUAUGUUUUAAAUGUUACAAACUAAAAUAUUGUACAUAAUUUUCUGGUAUUGUAACUAGAAACAAUCUGUAAUUUUUUUGAAUGUAUUCACUGCAAACAAAAUUAAUUUUUGUUUCAUACAAAAAUUAAUUUGUGUGAUACCAACUGUGAUACCAAUAUUUUUUUUACCAUGGCAUGUUUGUAAGCAUUAGUAUAUUAAUUUUAAUAGUUUUAUGAUCAUUUCCAAACAUUUCUUACUGUAAACAACUAAGUUAAACUUCAAAUUUUUUUUUAAAUAUCACAAUUUGUUGCAUAGAUUAAAUUUUAGUUAAAACAAACUUAUUAUUAAAUAUUGUGUUAAUUACUCUGUUGUGAGAUUGUUGUAUUUGUUCACUAUAAAAUGUUUUUUUAACAUGUCCGAUCACCGAAGUAAAGCAAUAUUGGGUGUGGUCAGUACUUGGAUGGGUAACAUUUUUUUAAUCUAUUUCAAAAAUAUUCAUAUGUAGGUGAAAAUGUAAUAAUAUUCUAGACUAUAG